This is a messenger RNA of Fusarium sp. VM40, 2268 nucleotides long. The record is from the annotation of a GenBank genome assembly. NCBI's taxonomy places the organism in Eukaryota, Fungi, Ascomycota, Sordariomycetes, Hypocreales, Nectriaceae.
AUGUCUGCGCCUUCGCAAACUCCAGGUGCCCCUGCACCAGGUGGUUAUCAAGGGCCAGCAGCCACUCCUCCAGCUCCUGCACAGGCUGCCACCACAGCAGGGCAGACAGGCACUGCCGGAGGGCCAAUGUCGAACCAAAACCUCAACCAAAUCGUUACAGAUUAUCUGCUCAAGCGAGGCUUUAAUCGAACAGAAGAGGUGUUCCGCUCAGAGUCCAAACAUCUUGGACCCGAUGGCAAGCCGAUCUAUCAACUAGCCAACCUCGGUCCCAAGAAGUACCAGAGAGCCUUCGGCCUUCUUCGUGAGUGGGUAGAGAACAAUCUCGACAUCUACAAGUUCGAACUUUCCAAAUUACUCUGGCCUGUUUUUGUCUAUUCUUUUCUGGAGCUUGUUACCCACGCCUAUACCGAAGAUGCCAAGACCUUUCUCAAAGAUAUUGGUCCUAAUUUCCAACCAGUCCAUGCAGAUGAUCUCAAGACGCUUGCGACUAUUACACUGCCUCAGCACAUUAGCGAGAAUCCUAUGACAAAGCUUUACCGGGAGAACAAGUACCGGGUUCCUUUAAACCAGCAUGCCAGCGGUGACCUUUUUAACUUUUUGGAGCGAGAAUCAGACCAAGGAGGUUCUGUGAUCCGACAACUCUUGGCAACUUACUGUCAAGUUGAUUCCACCGCUCGUGGGCCUAUCACGCCCUUCAGUUUCGAAGCUGUGUACAGGAGGUCAAGAAAUAUGGAGGUUGAGAGUGUGGACACAAACGAGGGUAUCCCUGGUGUAAACAUUGGACUAUCCAACAAAGAUGUUCUCGAUCCGACAGCUCCCUUGAAGCUUGGGCCCCUGCCCAUGGAAGGAGAUCUUCGCGAGGAUGUGCGUGCAGAGCUCGAAGAAGAAGAGCGACGAAACCCCCCUCCUCCUGGCAAAACUUCACUAGUGGAAGAGUUUGACCAGAAGAUCAAGCGAGAGGAGAGUGCAGAUGUCCCUAGCAGAGCAGAGCUGCCUUUACCGCCAUCUCGACCGAGAGAUAUCAUGCUGGAGAUGCAAAAACUACGAGAAAAUCGUGACCGGUUCAAGAUCGAUGGUGCAACAGGAGGCGUAGGGGUGUCUAUUAGCGCAUGCAUGUUUACAUUUCACAACACACUCGGAAGCGUCUCUUGUAUGGACUUUUCCAACGACGGGCAGCUGGUAGCCGCCGGCACUACUGAGUCGUAUAUCCGCGUAUGGUCACUAGAUGGUAAAGCCCUCCCCACGAUGAACGCGCAUGAGAAGGACGCCAAGUUCAACAGCCGAAAGCUCAUCGGACAUUCUGGCCCUGUCUACGAUGUAUCCUUCUCUGAUGCUGUAUCCGGUCCACCGCAGAAGCUCUUUGGUGAUGAAGGAAAGUCAAAUACGGCAAUGGACACGCGGCCGAAGCUGUUGCUAUCUGCAUCAGCAGAUGGUCAGAUUCGCCUCUGGUCGCUAGAAUCUUGGAGCUGUCUGUGCUUGUACAAAUCUCACGAUGGACCCGCAUUCAGAACAUUAUGGGGUCCUCACGGACACUACUUUAUCAGUGGUGGCUACGACAAGGCUGUUCGAGUGUGGAUGCAAGACCACGCUUCUCCUCAACGCCUGUUGGUUGGACAUGACACGGCCAUCUCUACACUUGCGUGGCAUCCGAACGGUCUUUACGUAUUCUCGGCCUCCGAUGAGACCGACAAAUCAAUUCGUAUGUGGUCUGUGGUAACUGGCGGUUGUGUCCGUGUAUUUACGGGCCACAACGAGUACAUCAGCGCAAUGGAAUGCGCGCCAAAUGGCAAGAUCCUAGCAAGUGCCGAUUGUGCAGGUAAUAUUUUCUUUUGGGACCUUGCUAAGGGAACACGUAUCAAGAGAUCACGUGGCCAUGGUAAAGGUGGUAUCUGGUCACUUAGCUUCAGUGUUGAAUCCAACGUUCUUGCGUCCGGUGGGCAAGACGGCACAGUUCGACUCUGGGAUGUUGAGCUGCCUGCUGAUCCACAAAAGGCAAGCCAACAACAGACAGGCGAUGCAGCAGCAGCGGGGGCAGACGGCACGAAUACAGGGAGCACUGUUGGUGAAGCUUCUCGCGUUGCAGCUGGAACAACAGGACAGACGAGUGGAAGUGGUCCCACUGGAACUCACAAGAAGAAGAACAAGGAAGUAAUGGUCACCCCGGACCAGAUCAGUGCGUUCCCGACAAAGAAGACACCAGUGAUGAAGGUUAAAUUUACACGGAUGAAUCUGGUGAUCGUGGGAGGCUGUUACGACCCCGAGCGCUAG